This is a messenger RNA of Gossypium raimondii (Peruvian cotton), 1042 nucleotides long. RefSeq names its product transcription factor bHLH153. Gene Ontology annotation, molecular function: RNA polymerase II cis-regulatory region sequence-specific DNA binding; protein dimerization activity; DNA-binding transcription factor activity, RNA polymerase II-specific. Lineage: Eukaryota; Viridiplantae; Streptophyta; Magnoliopsida; Malvales; Malvaceae. Gene Ontology annotation, biological process: regulation of transcription by RNA polymerase II. Gene Ontology annotation, cellular component: nucleus. The transcript has 6 exons. The coding region runs from base 282 to 749 and encodes 155 amino acids. The record is from RefSeq and is a predicted model, not a curated record.
AAAAUAAAAUAAAAAUUCUUCAUUAAAGUUUUCAACUUCUUUCAAUACUAUAAGAAGUUUCAAUAUUUAACUAAAAGAAAAAAGUUUGGUGUUUUUUAAUGCUAUGGUGAAGAAAAACAAAAGAAAUUGCCUUUUGGACUUUGGGUUUUUGUUGAAAAACUGAAUCAUAAAGCCUUAAACUUUGGCUUUCACAUCAAAAAAAAAAAAAAGGUAUUUUUUUGCUUUCAAAGCUUCUCAAUUUAUAGUAUAAAGAACUUUGAGAUUUUGUGCUUUGAGUUGCUAUGCAAAUGCAGGCUUUAUGUUCUUGUGAAGAAGCGAUUGAUAUCGGAACGAUGAUGGAAAACAAACGGAACCCUUUUUCUGUUGAUCAUACUGGGUUUACGUCUUUGGCAUCGAAACGGCAGAAGGCCACAAAGGAGAAAAAAGAUCAGGUCAGUGAACGGAUUGCGGCUCUGCAGCAACUUGUUUCGCCAUACGGAAAGACGGAUACAGCUUCCGUCCUACUCGAGGCAAUGGGAUACAUACGAUUUCUUCACGAACAAGUUAAGGUGUUGAGUGCUCCAUAUCUCCAAACCAUACCAGCAAAUAGUUUACAGGAUGAUGAUCAGUAUAGCUUGAGAAACCGAGGUUUAUGCCUUGCACCGGUCUCGUGUACCGUAGGACUUGCUCGCAGCAAUGGAGCCGAUAUUUGGGCUCCGGUAAAGACCACAUCUCCAAAAUUUGACGAGGUUAUCUCACAAUUCAAUUGAAGCUUUCAUUUUCACAGCCAAACUUUGUGACAUAGAUAGGACGAUGAUGGUAGGUGGAACCAGUAGUCUAUGAUAUUUGAGAAUUGUGUAUUCGGAAAUGGUAUUGCACCGCCGUGACGGAGUUAUGAACUUUUAUAAAAGUUAGGAAUUUUUGGGUGAUUGGUUCAGAUAUCCUUGAUUGCCUUAUAGCUCCGUCGAACACAUCUGUAUUAUUGGAAACUUGUUGGUUUCACAUGUAUAUUGAUGAAACAUAAUUAGUAGUUCAAUUUUAUGCACUUUUAUUGUUUCACUAA